UCUAAAAAUGUCUAACAACAAUAGACCAUUGCGAGAAAAUGAUGUUAAUUCAUCAUUACCUCCGUCAAAAAAAUACAAGUUGUGGAAAGAAAACAAUGCGGUUCCUAUACCAGUGAGGACAUUGCAAAGGUGGGAGAAAAAUUUAUUUAAUAAACCAAAUAAUAUCAAUGAUGAUGGCACUCUCCAAGCAAAUAGUUUGGCUACAGAUUCUAUCACAGAAAUAAUAGAUGAUUCAAAAUCAGAUGACGGCACUGAUAUUUCUACAAGUGACAGUGAUAACAGUGGAGACAAUGAUGUUGAUCAUCUUUCUGAUCCGAAUGUUUCUUUACUCACAGACAUAAAUCAAUAUACCAAAUCUUAACAGUGCUGAUAUAUGGAGUUUAAAUCCUUUAUUUCUAGGCUAUAGAUCAGACGUGCUCA
Molecule: messenger RNA, 420 nt
Organism: Cotesia glomerata
Lineage: Eukaryota; Metazoa; Arthropoda; Insecta; Hymenoptera; Braconidae
Exons: 2
Coding region: 8-361 (117 amino acids)
Source: RefSeq, a predicted model, not a curated record